Molecule: messenger RNA, 1537 nt
Organism: Octopus bimaculoides (California two-spot octopus)
Lineage: Eukaryota; Metazoa; Mollusca; Cephalopoda; Octopoda; Octopodidae
Source: RefSeq, a predicted model, not a curated record
UGGCAUUAUUAUCUGAGUGAGUGAGCUUUUGUGGUAUAUCACUGAAUAUAUCUUAUCACUUCAUACUGGCAGUCAUUCUGAUAACAUGUUUCUAUAUAAAUAAUUUUCUUAACAUAUGGAAAUUGUAUUUUCUGAAGAAUUAUUUGGAUAUUUGCCUAAACCUCAUCAUUUAAAUCCUCAAAAUGCCUAAGCACCAAAUUGUUGACCUUGAAAGCCUUGUUAAAGAACGCAUAAAGAAAUUUCCAUUUGACAAAAAGGAACAAGAUAAUAUGGAUAAAAUUUCGUCCAAUGACAUAAAUUGGAAAAAUCUUGCUGUGUUCCAUGGCGAAACAAAAUAUGAUGAUACAACUUCCUUUAAAAAGCCUAAUUCUCAUAUAUUAUUUACAGCAAAUUUUGAGAAUAGAACCGAUCAUGUACAGAAACAUUCACUGAAGACUGAGCGAAGAACCAAAUCUACAUGUACCUUAAAAACAGAGAGAGGGUAUAGUAUUGGAAGCUCAUUUCAACUUAAAUUAGUGCCACCCAAUCCAGUCAUUGAUGCUAAUGCUGGAUUCCAUGGAUCUCUAAAUGUUUCAAAGAUGGAUGAAGAAACAUUUGAAGAAGAAUUAGUAUGGUCAGUGGAUAGCCAAGUUUCAGUUCAACCUGGUUAUAAAACCUCUGCAAAUCUUGUGAUUCGAGAAGAAGAAUACAUUGGCUCAUUUACCAGUGAAACUAGCUUUCAAGGCUUAAUACAUGUCACAUUGCGAAACAAGAAGGAUCAAUCUGAGAUGAAAACCAUGACAAUUCCUGUUACUCAAGUCUUCACUGAGGAGAAAGGUUUCACAUGUAAUGGAAAUAGUUCCAUCUUUGUCAAUAGAGGAGAGUGUCGAUGUCGAUUUGGUAUUGAGCAAAAACUAUCUUUGGCUGAAGAAAAAUUAGAAGAAAACACAGAAGAUUAAACAUUGCUUUUAUCCUAAAAUGUCAUUUGCAUAUAUCCCAACUUGGUGUCAUAUUCAUUGGUUGCUAUUUGAAAAGCAAUCAUUUAAAGUAUUAUAUCAUUUAAUAUGUAGCCUAUACAUAACCACAGUAUAUUAAUAGGAAAAAAGGAAGCCUAUUUUCCAUUUUUUUUUGUUUAUUUUAUUUUUACUGUAGAAUGGAAGGAUAACUGCACAAAUGUAUUUAGUUACAUUGUGGCAGAGUUGGUUGACAACAUUCAGCAAGCUUAAAAUAGAUUUAUAAUCCAGUUGAAGAGAAGAUGAUGCUUAUUUAAAUCUUUAUUCCCCAAAUUAUGGAGCUUUUUUGAAAUACAAAUGAAUCUAUUUACAUAUAUUUACUAACUAUAUUUCUUUUUAAAUAUUAAAAAAGCAUUUAUAAUAUUUACACAUUUUAUGAUUAAAAAAAAAAUUUAACAAGCUGUUAAAGAAUCCCUCACUGAUUUGCUUUGGAAUUAUAGAAGAAAAAAAACAAUUUCACAAUGAGUGAAUGCCAGCCAGAUAAUAAAUAUUUGCUAUAAUCAUCUAAAUAAAAGAUCACUAAUUUAUUUAGUGUGUAAAAUAUU